AUGUCCCGAUCAUUUUUUGUAGACGCGUUAAUAAGUGAAACGAAAGAUUGCAAAAAUACAGAAAUGACUAGUGAUCCGCUACAAACGUAUACAAAUCUUAUGAGCCACCACAUGGAUGUUAGACCAAAGUUCCUGCCCUUACCUUAUCCGGGGAACUUAAACAACUUAUUGAGUCUUGGACUUCAGCAGCAGCAACGAACGCCUGAUCUGUUCAGGCCGUUUUUAGAGCAUCUCAAUUUUCGUUACCCAUUACUACAUCAGUUGCCACGUCAGCCAGUAUAUGAACCAAUUCAAGGUGAAAACCAUCAAUUUGAGUACGCAACAUCUGAAGAACAAGAAGCAUUCGUUAAGCGAAAAAAGAAGUCAGUGUCACCUUACUUUCAUCCUUAUAAAUCUGCAGCAACAUCACCAUCAAAGAGCCAAGGCCAGAGAUCGCCGUCAUUAUCUAGCGAGAGUAGAAAUGGUACACCAAGCCCACCCAUCGCUCAUCAAGAAGAACUGCUUCCAGGAUAUUCAAAAGAUUUGAAACGUUUGCCUCUUAAAGAAGAUUCUAGCAAACGUAUACGCACUGCUUUCACCGGUACACAACUUCUGGAACUCGAAAGAGAAUUUUCGAUGAAUAUGUAUUUGUCUCGACUGAGAAGAAUAGAGAUCGCUUCAAGAUUGAAGCUAUCGGAGAAACAAGUGAAAAUUUGGUUUCAAAACCGUCGCGUUAAGUUGAAGAAGGAAGAGAGUCCCAUAACUGUUGAUGGUAGAACUAAGAAAUGUUGCUGUUCUAAGGCCUCUUGCUCAAAAAACAGUUCGGCAUCUUGUGAAAAUGAUCAAGAACAUAUAGACGUAGUCAGUGACAACGACACGAGUUUCGAGGCGCAAAAUUUGUCGCGAUAUUCU
Messenger RNA from Brenthis ino (lesser marbled fritillary), 891 nucleotides. NCBI's taxonomy places the organism in Eukaryota, Metazoa, Arthropoda, Insecta, Lepidoptera, Nymphalidae. The record is from the annotation of a GenBank genome assembly.